GCGUCGUUUCCGGUUGCUGUUAAAGAGACCGCUUUACACCACAGUAGCUCUGUUUGUCAAGCUGUCGGAGUGUGUUUCAGACUUUAUACUGGGGGAAACUUGAACGUGUUACAAAAUGGCUAAAAGUGAUGGCAGUUCAUAUUUCAGGAGGUCCAGUCUGUUCUGGAUAGUAACUGUAACUCUGUCCAUGGGCUACUACACAUGGGCUGUGUUUUGGCCACAGCAACUCCCGUAUGACAUUUUGGGUCCACUUGGUGCUCUGACAAAUUAUCUCGUCAAAGAAUACCACAGUUUCAUGUACACGGGAUGGUGGCUUGCUUGGGCUGUCCAUCUGUGUGAAGCUCUGGUGGCACUGAAAGUAUGCAGUGAUAAAGGCAUCGACAGUCCAUCAACACGGCUCCUGUGGUUUGUUCAGACUCUUUUGUUUGGCUUUGCAUCACUGGGUUUGCUCCUCAAAUACAAGGCAGGCGGUCGUGCCAAACGGCACUAAGCAGCUGCAGACCUGCACUGGUCUGAAAUACAACACUAUUUUCCAAUGGAUAAAUCAGGAUUAGAGCCUUUUAAUCAAAUACAAACAUGUGGACCAUAUUUCAAAAACAGAUCAAUCUGAUGUAGAACAUGGCUACACAGCUCUGUGAAACAGGACCUGAUAUGAUGGUGAGAAUUCUGGACAGUAACACAACCUCUUACAGCAACAUUCCUUACAAGAAUAAUAUUUUUUUUAAAAGGAAGACUUGAAUAAUAACCACCAUAUAUAAGCUAGAACGACUAGCUUCAUGUAGCUGCUCUUCCCAGUUGCAGACCCAGUCUCAGAGCCUUCAAAAUGUGCCUUCCACUCAUACCCAGUUUUCAGGGUUUAAUCAUUUGUUGAUAUGUACACAUAAUGGUACAUGUCAUUGUCCAUAACUGACUGUGACUUGGAGUUUACGCUCUCAUUUGGUGGGAGUUUCAUCAUUUUCGUUUGGCAGUUAGCAAUUUCACAGAGACAUGAUUCACAGACUAUAAACUAUGCCUUCACCCACACAGAUUAUUGGUGCUGUCAAAGAUUAGAGAACGGGCCACCUGAAUGAAAAAUGGGAUAUGUCAAACAUCGGGAUAAAAUUGGCAAACAUGAGUAGGAAGUUGUUUUAAAAUUGUACUGAGCACAAUUGCUUCAAAUGCCUUUGUGUUAUCAGACAAGCUUGAACACAAUGACAGUCAGCCACACUGACAUGAAAAGGUUUCUAUCUCUAAUCUGCUGUUAUAUAAUUUUACCCGUGAUCAACUCUUUACUGAAAAGAAAAAAGUUUUAUAUCAGACAAUUGAUACUUAGUUUAGUAUUUAAUUAACAUCUGUUAUUAAAGUAAGUUGUUAAGCAGCCCUUUUGAUAAGAACUCCUUCUUGUGUUUACUCUGUUAUGUAGGUCAGCUUCUUCCAAGAAGUCCAAUAUUAAACUGGCUGAGGCUGGUCUUAACUGGACUGUUUUCCAAAAUGCCCUCAAUUACUCAUAGAACUGAAUUUGCGUCACCUUCAGAGUGAACAAUCAGACAAACGUUUGUUUAAACAUUUAAAAAACAAAAUGCAAACUAUUUGGUGCAUUUUCAUGUUAGAUUAGCUGCCGAAUCUGAGUCACAUAGUCCAGCCUACAUCACAACAGGGCACAAGUCUGACAUCUGCUAUUAAUCACAGCACAGUGGCUAGAGUGAAACAUAAACAUAAGGUUACAGGUUUUACUGAUGUGUGAUACACAGUAUUCUUUGCAUUGAAGAAGAAUUGAACUUACUGAAUAUGUUUAUUUGAAGAAUGAAUGAAUUAAAUGAGAUUUAUUUAAUUUUUAUUUUAGAGCUCGUAUGCUGUGGAUUUUUAAUGAUAUCAACUGUUCUAAUUAUUACUCAUGUGGUGUGAUUUUUUUUUUUUAAUUAAAGCAGUGAUUUAACAAGUAGUCUUGGCAUUUUAAUGUUUAUGACUGUCAUAAGCUGAAAGUAACUUUUGUUACAUAACUAUCCAAAAACUUGAUCAAAGCCUGACAUUCCUUGUGUGAGGAAAGCACACUUGGAUAGCAAGGUUUUAGACCUCUUUAGGCUGACUGACUGACUUUUUAACCAGUCCAUUUGUUAAACUGGUUUCCUACCCCCAAUUGGCUAGAAUUCAGCCACAGCAACAUCUCAUGGGAUUUCCCAGACCUCCACACAUAUCUUGUAGCAUUUGCAUGACAGGAAACUGAACAUCAUUCUUAGAUUUAGAAUAUGACCUGUGGGCCUAGCAUAUAAACUAUUUUGUUUUGUAAUUUAUUCAGUGAAAAAUGUAUUAAUCUAUCUAUUCAUAAAAGUAACUAAAAUGGUGUACCAACUGUUUAAUUUCUUUGCAGAAUCAAGGUCGAGUGUUCCAGCCUUGAUUUUUGAAAAACAUUGAGUUUUGCUAUUAGCUUUAAGCCAUACUUACUGAAUGUGAGCCAUCAAUAAGCUUAACCCUGCUCAU
This is a messenger RNA of Ictalurus furcatus (blue catfish), 2457 nucleotides long. RefSeq names its product transmembrane protein 254 (gene tmem254). The transcript is spliced from 4 exons. The coding region runs from base 116 to 490 and encodes 124 amino acids. The record is from RefSeq and is a predicted model, not a curated record. NCBI's taxonomy places the organism in Eukaryota, Metazoa, Chordata, Actinopteri, Siluriformes, Ictaluridae.